AUGCUCUCGAAACACAACACGCGAUAUGUCGAACUAUCAACCGACGUUCACGAUGAGGCAGAUUGGGUAAUCGGGCAGCUUAGGCAGUUCGAUAUCCCGUACACCAUCACAUCCUUCGCCGUCGAACCCACGACGAAAUUACUGGCCAUAGGAACGUCAAAUGGAGCGGUUUACAUCCACGGAGGUCCAGCUGUUGACGUUAAACUCCUGACUCCUGGUUCUGUGGGGGUGAAAUUCCUUGGUUUCGCCUCGCUAUCCCAGAAGAUCCUUUGCAUUGAUGACAACAAUGUAAUGCACGUUUGGGAUUUGACGACGUUUGGCGAUCCUGAAUACCUGAUUUCUGCGCGCUUCGACCAAGUAACCGCAUUCACGACUUCCCCUUCUCUGUGCCAUGUCUUCGUUGGUCUUCAGACUGGAGAGGUCAAGACUUAUGACUUGGCUUGCCUUCGCAAGUCGCACUACACCGCACCGAACAUGUGGAAACUAUACCAACAAAGCAUGAGAGUAGGAGGUAUGCCCUCGCUGGUACCUCAGUCCAGCUCCCAAUUAUGUGUAGAUCAACAACUGCACCCUAGAGAUUUGAACCAGAUCUUCGUGGCCUAUUCUGGCGGCGUAAUUCUGAGCAAUCUGGCAUGUCACCGUUGUCCAUGUCAAACGGAACGAAGUACCAUCCGUGCGUAUGAAAUGACCCUGCCUCCUGGCGCUCCGGGAGGGUUUGGAUAUGGGAUGGACGAUAUCUUAACCCACAGGCAGCCUGAAGUGACGUCUAUGUCAAUCCACCCAUCGGGACAUCUUUUCGCUGUCGGACAUGCCGAUGGAUGCAUUGCAUUCUGGGCAGUUGACGACGACACGAAACCUUUGCUCGUUCGAACACUAGACAACGAGAAUGUCGAUCAGGUCGACAACUCGAGACUUGAGAAGGAGCUGGAGAAGAACCAAGAAGGCAAGGGAACCGUGUGCAUUCGGGAACCUAUCUUCAAGUUGGCUUGGAGCGGAUAUUCAAACUCAUCGGACCCUCGUGGUGGAGAGACUACAUUGACGAUUUUGGGAGGCCUUGAUUCUAAGCACGGCGGGUCUAUCACCGUCUUACUCUUUCCCGCAUUUCAGCCUCCCGAUCCACCGACAACAGAUGGUGAACAGGAUCCGAAGCUCUUGCAUCCUUUCUUCAGAGAGGAAAUGGUGAAGUCAUUGACGCCUCAGAAUGCAUACAUUUACGAAGGCAAAGGUGAAAUACAAGAUUUCCUCCUCUGCCCGCGAGAACAUCUCCAUUUUGGCGGAAAUUAUGAUCCAUACGCCAUCAUCUGCUUGCAGGCAACACCAGAAAACGGCAGGGUGGUCGAAGCAUACCGCUUCCCCCCUCCUGGCUGGAUAUACCCCAAGGCCCGUCCUCCCAAGGUUGAACCUUCGACAGACCAGUCGGAGUCACCAGAUCAGACAUCCCUCGACCCUCAGAUGGACGAAGAAGACUCAGAAGACGAGGGAGAAGAAUUGGAUCUUCCCUUUCAACUUGUCCACGGAUCUGCAUCACUUGAGAGUGGACAGCUACUCACCGUGGAUGUCAGCGCUUACGAUGAUCUCGUAGAUAUCAAUAGUUCGGUCGUGCGAGAAGGACUUCACUUGGAAGGGGGCCAAGCAUACAACGACCAAAGUCGCGGUGAAGAGAUCCGGCUAACGAAGUUCUCUCCCCGUCGAAUCUUCAUUACCUGCGACAACCGCUGGAGACUCAAGUUUUUCGACUUCAGUGCACAACUCCUGGCCAACGUCCCUCCGGAGCCUCUUAAACAUCAUUUUCCUAAUCCAUUGUUGGGACUUAGCGUCGAUCUUGGAUCAUAUACGGCCAUGACGUCGCUGCUGGAAGACCGGCCGUCCGUAUUGUGCUUUUCUUUUGCCCCGGAAGCCUUGGAACUCGCGAUUGCUCUCACUGAUGGAAGGGUGGUGGUAUUCCUUCCAUCCACCACGAAACAUCGUCCUCCUGCGGAGGAGUACCAAGAAAUCAUCAUGUUAAAUCCUUCGGCCGUCUCGUCUAGUGUAUUCUCACCUCGUUUCGUGGUGCAGGGAGACGCUGCGGUGCAAACAUGCGCUCUAUCCGAUACAGGGUUCCUUGCCAUUUCCUACAGGGACGGAAAGGUGGUCGUAGUUGAUAUGAGAGGACCUCGUAUCCUGUCCAAGAUUGCCGCUCGCUCGAAACACAAGCGCGUGUCUUCUCUUGGCAAUCGAUUCAGCAGUGAACCCGACGUUGCUACCGCUCUGACUUGGUCAAUAACGCCAACUGACCAAGAUGCCAAGCUCCGUGUGCGCCUACUCGUGUCAAGGGCUGCGGGUUCUGUUGAGAUCUAUGCGCUCUUACUCAACGGGAAUCCAGCUGUCUGGACGAUUGCCGAAGACUCUGUUACAACGAAGGGUGUCUCGGAUCCUCUACCUGGAGGUUCGUUCGUUUUGGACAGCAAGACAGGAAAUCCUAGAGGUGCGAGCCGCGGCCUUUUUGCAGCUGCUGUACGGCUGGCAGGAGGCGACGACGCGAUAGUUCCAUCGCUAUUCGUGACUGUAGGAUCCAGGGGUGCCCGAGUGUAUUCCAACGUUGACGGGGAACGUCUAGGGAGAGCAGAGUGGAGCAGCAAAUAUGGGACGGCGGUGGUAGCUCAAGUCGUAGAACGCAUGGCAUCCAAGGCGCUUGUCGUUAUCACAGACGCACAGAUAGGUCUCGCCUACACGUUGCCGAGUUUGGAGCAUAUUACAGAUUUCAAAAUGCCCCUCGUGGAGACUAGCGUUUUGACAGUCGACAGGAGUGGAGACUUCGUUGCAUUUUCCGAUUCCAACCAAGGCGGUGUAGUGGACCAACUCGUGUACGGGACAUUCUUCGACACCAGGCGCACACGCUUCCACCCAGAAAUUAACUUCGCGAUGAAAUCAUCUUCCGUCUCCCAACCACAGCCGGUUUCCAUAGGACCUGCGUCAUUAUUAGGAACUUGGCUACACUUCAACCAAACGUAUUCGGGAAGGCAGAUAGAUGAUCUUCUUGGCGGGCCAAACCGCCCAGUUAUUGUCAAACAAGCCGUGACAGGUGCGAGCGGACCAUCGGUUGCCGAAACAGCUUCCAGUGCUGCUACAAGUAUCGCGGCGUCUGCGGCUGCAGCGCAAGCCACCAUCUACAGCAAGCUGACUGCUGCGAUGAAUGAGCGGGGCCAAUUACUCGGGGAUCUUGAGGAAAGAUUCAAUUCUCUCGAAACAGGCAGUAGAAACAUGGUCGCUCAGGCCAAGAGGCUGGCAGCGCAGCAAACAGCGAAAUCAUGGUUCGGUUUCUAA
Coprinopsis cinerea okayama7#130 is the source of this 3303-nucleotide messenger RNA. RefSeq lists its product as hypothetical. The coding region runs from base 1 to 3303 and encodes 1100 amino acids. Gene Ontology annotation, cellular component: cytoplasm; plasma membrane. Gene Ontology annotation, molecular function: myosin II binding; GTPase activator activity; syntaxin binding. The record is from RefSeq and is a predicted model, not a curated record. The transcript is spliced from 17 exons. NCBI's taxonomy places the organism in Eukaryota, Fungi, Basidiomycota, Agaricomycetes, Agaricales, Psathyrellaceae. Gene Ontology annotation, biological process: establishment of cell polarity; regulation of exocytosis; regulation of protein secretion.